AGCCAACCCAUGCUGCAGGUGUGUGUUGUCGCGGCGGUACCGGCCAUCGAGCAGUCUCCAACCAAACCUCAUCAUCAUCGGUCGUUGUGGAAACGCGCGUUUCUCCUUAGCGCUUCUCAGCAGCAGCAGCGGCAUAUCGAUCAAGCGUUUGCGAAAUUCGGGCGAUGGAAACGUCGUUUCUCUUCUGCCAGUGAUCAACUCAAUCGACUCAGAGACCCAAAAAAGUUCCAAUCAAAUUUGUGUUAAUUUAUCAAGAAAAAUUUAAAGAACUUGACGAUGGAUACCGAAUUGAUUGCCGUUUGCGCUGUGCAAAUCUUCGUCCUGGCUUUAGUGGUGAUGGCCAUUGUCGUCUACCUGCUUCGCAAUUUGAUGUGCCGAUCGCGUCUCGACGUCAUCGGCCGGACUCUGGUCAUCACGGGAUGUGAUUCCACUCUCGGCUUUGAUUUGGCUCGACGCUACGACCAGCUGGGCUUCCGAGUUUACGCUGGAUUCGACAACACUGCCGGAGAAGCGGCCGUCCGUCUCCAAGCCGAUGCUUCCAGUCGACUUCGCAUCAUUCCGCUCGAUGUCACGUGCACGUCGUCGUUAGCAGCGGCGGCUAAGUUGGUCAAGGAACAGCUUCCACCAUCAGAGAAAGGUCUGUGGGCAUUGAUCAACGCGGCAACUUACUGCGUCUGUGGAGAGCUGGAAUGGCAAACACAGAAGCACUGCGAGCAACAAUUCCGAGUCAACUACGUGGGUGUAGUGGAUUCCAUCCGCAUAUUCUUGCCGCUUCUCAAAUCCGGCAAAGGGCGUAUCAUCAACGUGGGCAGUUUGGCAGGCGGACACAACGACCCGGAACCUGGUCUUUCUAUUUAUUCCGGCACCAAACAUGCAGUUGAAGGUUUAUCAGAAGCUUUAAGAUUCGAGCUGGCGCGAGUCGGCGUCGACGUAUCACUCAUCCAACCUGAUGGUUCGUUCCUCGACAGAUGUCUGUUCGACCAGCACCACAAGAAGAUGAACGAAAUGUGGAACGAAAUGACCCCAGAACUGCGGUUGGCCAAUCAGGAGAUUUUUAUUGCCUAUCACGAUCGUGUGGCCAAGUCCAAGUCGGAGGAGCUCGAGAUGGACGAAUUGGAGAACGCCAACAGAGCUCAAGCCCCCACCAUACCUGUUUACCUGCGCCGAUGUUUCGACGACGCCCUGAUGACGAAAUCGCCAUCUGAUGUUUACGUGGCCGUGCCCGGCUGUGCAACUCGUUUCCGCAUCAGCCUCUUGUUUUGCAUACCAUCCGGAUUGAGGCAGUAUAUCGUACAACGAAAGUACAAGCACAACAUCGCCAACAUUCUGAAAGUGUAGAAGAUAAAAACAGAAAAUUGAAAUGCCGGGCAAAUGUCGAUGCAGUUUGGCUACGAAAAGAAGAGGUAACGCAAUUUUUUUGUAUAUUAGUAGAGGGCUGGAUGUCCCAUUUUGUAAUGUUCGUGUCUCUUAUCAAUACGCUCCGAAAAAGUAUUUACAACAUAACAUGUUAAACUUAAAAAAACGCUUUCCGGUGGAACCAUCCGGGUGGGCAAUUCAUAAUCUAAAAAAAGUGGUGAAAACAUGAUGUAAAGAACACACACGACACUUGGUGAAGAUAUUUGGCCGUUAUAUAUAUAUCUGAAAAUACAAUUAUAAUAAUUUGAA
Molecule: messenger RNA, 1665 nt
Organism: Daphnia pulicaria
Lineage: Eukaryota; Metazoa; Arthropoda; Branchiopoda; Diplostraca; Daphniidae
Product: 17-beta-hydroxysteroid dehydrogenase type 6-like
Exons: 5
Coding region: 277-1338 (353 amino acids)
Molecular function (GO): oxidoreductase activity
Source: RefSeq, a predicted model, not a curated record